Molecule: messenger RNA, 4886 nt
Organism: Carya illinoinensis
Lineage: Eukaryota; Viridiplantae; Streptophyta; Magnoliopsida; Fagales; Juglandaceae
Product: putative disease resistance RPP13-like protein 1
Exons: 2
Coding region: 303-4400 (1365 amino acids)
Biological process (GO): defense response to other organism
Molecular function (GO): ADP binding
Source: RefSeq, a predicted model, not a curated record
CCAUUCACCAUGUGACUCAACCAAAUAAAAGAAAAGAAUCAUCACAAAAAGAGAAAAAGCAUAUAUAAACAUGAGAAAGAAGCCAGCAUGUUAUACAAUUAUACAGAGCAAAGCUAGUACAAUUAUUCAUACUUCCAAUAAGUUAGGUCCCUCCCACGUUCCUUAAAAAAAAAAAGGGGGGAUUCUUGCUAUUGUCUUGCUUCCUUCUUUUCUCUCUCACGAAAACAAAAAGGGCCUAAAACAGUAGUGUUUUUAAUUUGCAUACUUCCUCCUUAAUUCCAUUCCUUUCUCUGACGAAAACAAUGGCAGAGCUCCUUCUUUCUGCAUUCCUUGAUGUGUUGUUUGACCGACUGGCGUCUCCCGAGUUGCUGAAAUUUGCUAGCCUAAAGGGACUUCGCAAGCAGCUGGACAAGUGGGGCAAAACGUUGACAAGAAUUCGAGACGUGCUUGAUGAUGCAGAGGAGAAGCAACAGACUCAAAAGACGGUGAAAGCUUGGCUUGAUGAUCUCAGAGACUUGGCCUAUGACGUGGAAGAUAUACUGGAUGAGUUCGCCACAAAAGCUUUGCAACGCAAGUUGAUGGCCGGUGAACGUCAGGCUAGCGCUAGUAAGGUACGAAAUCUCGUCCCUGCUUGUUGUACUAGUUUUACUCCAAGUGCUGUUAAGAUCAAGUUUAGGCUGGGGUCAAAGAUAGAGGAAAUAAAUACUAGAUUUAAUGAUCUCGUGACACAAAAAGAUCAACUUCAUUUGAAGGAAAAUUCUAGUCCGAGGCCAAGCAAAAGAAAGAUACCUCCCUCAACUUCUGUGGUGACCAAAGAUUACAUAUACGGUAGGGAGGAAGUCAAAGAGGCUGUACUUCAAUUAUUGGUCAGUGAAAAACAUAGUGAUGCUUCGAAUAAAGUACCCAAUGUGAUUCCUAUAGUUGGUAUGGGGGGUAUCGGAAAGACAACCCUCGCCCAGCUUGUUUACAAUGAUAAAAAAGUGCAGAGCUUUUUCGAUCCGCAAAAAUGGGCUUGUGUUUCUGAAGAUUUUGAUGUUGCUGCAGUUACCAAAACAAUUUUACAGUCUUUGAUCUCGGAAAACUGUGAGGGCAAAGAUCUAAAUUGGUUGCAAGAAAAAUUGAAGGAGCAACUACGUGGGAAAAAGUUCCUAGUAAUUCUUGAUGAUGUUUGGAACGAGAACUACAAUGAUUGGACUCGCCUACGGGCCCCUUUCGAAGUUGGGGCUCCUGGAAGUAGUAUUAUUGUCACAACUCGUAACCACAGAGUCUCAUCACUAAUGCGAAACAAGGACGUUGAGCCUUUUCAGUUGGAGUUGUUGUCAGAUGAAGAUUGUUUGUCCAUAUUUACCCAACAUGCAUUGGGUGCAAGAGACUUCAGUGCGCAUCCGGACCUUAAAGAUAUUGGUGAGGAACUCGUUAGAAGGUGUAAAGGCUUGCCAUUGGCAGUUAAAACUAUUGCAGGAGUCUUACUCAGUGAAGGUGAAGACCGCACUAAGUGGGAAAAAGUUUUGAAAAAUAAGAUAUGGGAUAUUCCAGUGAAAGAAAGUGAAAUUCCUACCUCUCUUAUGGUAAGCUAUGACAAUCUCCCUUCACAUUUAAAGAGGUGUUUUGCAUACUGCUCAAUACUACCAAAGGACUACGAAUUUGAGGAGAAGGAUGUGGUUCUGUUAUGGAUGGCAGAAGGUUUGAUUCAACCACGACAAGAUGAAGAGGAAAUGGAAGAUUUGGGUAAAGACUAUUUUCGCGAUCUGUUGUCAAGGUCAUUUUUCCAAAAGUCACGCAAUAUUAAUGAAUCACAAUUUGUGAUGCAUGACCUCAUCAAUGAUUUGGCUCAGUCAGUUGCAGGCGAUACUUGCUUUAGAAUGGAAGAUAGGGUUGGAGGUAAUAAGCAUGAGAAUAUUCCUAUAAAGGCACGCCACUCAUCUUAUUUGGGAAGCGAAUAUGAUGUAACUAAAAAGUUUGAGGUUUUUUCUAAAUGCAAAAGUUUGCGUACAUUCUUACCUCUCAUGCUACCAGAUCCAGGUGAUUGCUAUUUGGCUCAUCAUGUUCCUUUUCAAUUGGUUCCAAUGUUACGUUGUUUAAGGGUGUUAUCUUUCAACGGAUACUGCAUAACGGAGCUACCGGAUUCUAUUGGUGAUUUGAAGCAUCUGCGGUACCUUGAUCUUUCCAAAACUCGAAUUAGAUUCCUGCCAGAAUCAAUAACUAGUCUCUACAACUUACAAACAUUGUUGUUGGAAGAUUGUACUCGUCUAGAGAAAUUACCUUCAAUGUUUCGAAACUUGGUCAACCUGCGCCACCUCAACAUUGAAGGUGCAGAAAGUUUGGAAGGAAUGCCUAUGCAAAUAGGUAAACUUACUUGUCUUCAAACACUGUCUAAUCUCGUUUUGGAAAAAGACAGCUGCUCUGGAAUAAAGGAGCUUGGACCUUUGAAGCAUCUUCGAGGGAAACUCUGCAUUUCAAGAUUAGAGAAUGUGAUUGAACCGAAGGAUGCAAAGGAUGCUGAAUUAAUUAAAAAGAUGAAAGUUAGUGAGUUGUGGUUGAAAUGGAGUGGGUUGAAAUGGAGUGGGGACAUUGAUGAGUCGGGGGACAUUGAUGAGUCAAGAGACACGACAAGUGACCUGGAGGUACUAAAUGGGCUACAGCCUCAUGACGCUUUGAAGGAGCUCCAUAUAACUAACUAUGGUGGUACAAAAUUUCCUAAUUGGUUAACAUCUCCUUCAUUUCCUCAAAUGGUGUCCUUGAGAUUAAAAAAUUGUUACAAGUGCACAUCAUUACCUCCAUUGGGGAAAUAUUUGCCAUCACUCAAAAAUCUUUGGAUCAAGGGCAUGCGUAACGUGAAGAGUGUUGGUUCUGAAUUUUGUGGCUGUAAUUUAGAGACUUUGCAUUUCAGAGACAUGGAGGAGUGGGAGAAUUGGAGUCCUUGUGAAGAAUUCUCAAAUCUGCGUAAGCUUGACCUUUAUAAGUGUCCGAAGCUAUUAGGGAAUUUACCAAACAACCUUCCUUUACUAAACGUUGUUCGGAUACAUAAUUGUGCGCAGUUGGUGGUCUCAAUUUCAUGCUUUCCAGAUAAAUGCAAAUUUAACAUUAAGGAAUCCAAAGGGCUUGAUCAUAUGGAAGGGGUGGUGUGUGGAAGCAAGGUUACAUUCAAAUCAAUAAAAUUCGACAGAUCACUUUCACCAAUUUCUUAUAUGGAAGGGCUGGCAGAGUUGGAAGAGUUAGAGAUUUGGCACUGUGAGGAGUUGACGAAUUUGUGGUCCCAAACUAGUCUCCCAUUUAUCCGUGUUCUCUACAUUCAUAAUUGUCCCAAACUAGUCUCUUUGGUGGCGGAAGAAGUUGAUCAAGAGCGUCUCCAACUCAGAAUCGAAUCUAUUCGUAUCUUCUAUUGCAUGGCCUUGGAAUCAUUACCCAAGGCAUUGAUGUACAACAACACGUGUCUUCAGUCUAUUCAUAUUUGGAAUUGCAUAGCCUUGGAAUCAUUACCCAAGGCAUUGAUGUACAACAACACGUGUCUUCAGGAUAUUACUAUCCGCAAUUGUGAUUCGCUUACGCAUUUUGCAAGAAGCCAUCUGCCUCCAACUUUAAAGUCGCUAGUUAUAAGUGACUGCAAGAGUAUGAGGAAUUUGGUGGGGGAUGAUGAUAAUGAUACAAACAACAACGGUAGUUGCAGUAGUGGCAUCACAUCUCUUCUUGAGGAAUUGGUCGUUAGGAAUUGUCCAUCUCUUGAAUCCUUAACAUCAAGCGGAGAAUUACCUGCCACGCUUCAAAACCUCCUUAUUACCUAUUGUCCGAAGCUGGAGUCAGUAGCUAAGAGUUUUCAUCAUAACUCGUUUCUUACAGAAAUCACCAUCUCCCAUUCUCCGAGCAUUUUAUCAUUUCCCAAAGAAGGUUUUCCCACAAACCUAACAACACUUGUGAUCCCUGAUAUUAAAAUCACUCAAGCCUUGUUCGAUUGGGGGCUGGACAAAUUCACUUACCUAAAUCAUCUUCACAUUGGUGGAUGUCAGAAUCUGGUGCUCUUUCCAGAGAUGACGUUGCCUACCUCUCUAACAAUCCUCCGCAUCUCAGAAUUCUCGAAUCUGCAAUGCCUGUCUUCCGAGGGCUUAAGAAAACUCACCUCUCUUAAAUAUUUGUCGAUCUAUGACUGCGAGAAGCUCACGUGUUUUCCAGAGGAUGGCCUGCCUCCCUCACUCCUAGAGCUUGGUAUCAAUAAUUGCGAAAAGUUGAUGUCCUUACCAAAGAAUGGCCUGCCUCCCUCACUACAGACACUUUAUAUCCGAGGAUGCCCUCUGCUGGAGAAACGCUGCAAGAAAGAUCGGAAAGAAGAGUGGCGCAAGAUAGCUGACAUUCCUUAUGUUGAAAUUAAUGACAAAUACAUUUAUGACACAGAAACGGAGGAAUAAAUCCAAAGAGUCCCAAAAUUGAGACCCAAGUUUGCUGAGAUCAUGGAUGCUUUGAAGCCGUUGUAGAAGCCAAUAACUAGUUCUCAAGUUCCCAGGCCAAGCACAUCCACAGGCAGUGGCCAUCAGAAGGCUCUGCCAUCAAUUGCAGAAGAAGCAGGCUAGAAGAGCAAACUAUACCAUCAUACUCUCUGUCAUUGGACUGUAAAAAUAUGGGGUGAAGUUCUAGAUUGCCUUGGACAAGUCUGAGAAAGUGAUGUGUUGACUUCUCUACAUUCAAUCCAAUUUGAGAUUGUGAUUCUUUUUUCUCAAUUCCCUUUUUUAUUCAUCACAGUGCAGCUAUCCUCAAGGUUGUAUAUUUGUUUGUAGAAAUCCAUUGAAAUUGUUGUAAUCAGUGUUUUGAAAAAUUUUCUUUUUGUGGAGUUCUUCCAUUUUGAUUUUGUAACUGAAUUGAGACAGAUAGAAUACAAUCUGCAUCAGUUGCUAGUA